GUGUACACUGAGACUCAGCAGCCAGUACAGCAGAGGACUUAACCACCAGAAGAGCUGACUGGAGCUUCUGGAUCUCAGAUCUGGAGGUUUUUUUUUUUUUACUUUGACACCAGUGACAGAGAGGACUGCUGCUGUUGGAGAUGACUGGACUGUCACUGCAGGAACAGGAACAGCAUCCCUCCGCUUUGGGAACUUUUCUCUGUCCUGAAAGCUUGAUAGUUACUGGGGGACGUUUGAUCUAAGACGCACAAACAUUGGAAAAUUUCUACCUCAGUCAGGAGUUAGGUGCAUUGAAAGGAAGAUCUAUUGCAGCCCUGUUGAAUAAAAGCCAUAUUCAAAACAAACUCCAGGAUGAAGACUCAUCUCCUCUGCUUGGAGUUACUCCUCUUGGCGGGUCACAUCCUUGUGGCCAGUGGGCAGCUGGAGCCAAAGAAACAAGUGCCCCAGGAGCCUCUUACUGUCACCCAGAGACCUGGGCUCGUAGAGAGGGAUGUGCAGGGUCCAGUGAGGUCUAACAUCACCAUGCCCCGCCGCCGGCUACCUCCCAUGUGCACCGGACCCACAGAAAUCCGUGACACCUUUAAGUACAUUAACACGGUGGUGUCCUGCCUGGUGUUUGUUGUUGGUAUUAUUGGCAAUUCCACUCUUCUGAGGAUCAUCUAUAAGAAUAAGUGCAUGCGUAACGGGCCAAACAUCCUGAUCGCCAGCCUGGCGCUUGGAGACCUGCUGCACAUCAUUAUUGGCAUUCCCAUUAAUGUUUACAAGCUCCUCGCAGAAGACUGGCCGUUCGGGGUGACUCUGUGCAAGCUGGUGCCGUUUGUCCAGAAAGCGUCAGUGGGGAUCACAGUGCUGAGUCUGUGCGCUUUGAGUAUUGACAGGUAUCGUGCCGUGGCGUCGUGGAGCCGUAUCAAAGGGAUUGGAGUUCCUAAGUGGAUGGCUACUGAGAUAGUGCUCAUAUGGAUAUUAUCCAUCAUCCUGGCUGUGCCAGAGGCAAUAGCCUUCGACAUGAUCACCAUGGACUACAAAGGAGAACAGUUGAGGAUCUGUUUGCUGCACCCCAUGCAGAAAACUGACUUUAUGAGGUUUUAUAAAUCAGCAAAGGACUGGUGGCUGUUCAGCGCAUAUUUCUGCCUACCGUUGGCCUGCACUGCUAUUUUCUACACCCUGAUGACCUGCGAGAUGCUGAGGAAGAAGAACGGAGUCCAGAUCGCCCUGAGUGAUCACCUCAAACAGCGGAGGGAGGUGGCAAAGACAGUGUUCUGCUUGGUUCUGGUCUUUGCUCUGUGCUGGCUGCCGCUCCACCUCAGUCGUAUCCUGAAGCUGACCAUCUACGAUGAGAAAGACCCAAACCGCUGUGAACUGCUCAGUUUCUUUUUGGUGUUGGACUACAUCGGCAUCAACAUGGCAUCUGUCAACUCCUGUAUCAACCCCAUCGCCCUCUACAUGGUCAGCAAGCGCUUCAAGAACUGCUUCAGGUCCUGCCUGUGCUGCUGGUGUCUACCGGCUGAGAUGUUGAUGGAUGAAAAGCAGUCAUGCAUGAAGCUGAAGGUCACCGAACGACCCUCCGACCAGAGCAACUCCCGCAUGACCAACAAAUCUACUACUACAGCCUGAGGAGAGGACUGGAAGCGAGAAAAGAGGAGCUAUGAUGACAAAAACCAAAAUAUUGAAGUAUGGCUGACUGAAUGUGAAUAAGUGCCCAUUCUUGCCUCAUCUACAACAUCAUAUGAAGUCUCCCUCAUCUCCUAACAGACGUCCCCUUGCCAAUAUGGGGUGCUGAACACUCUCCAUGUCCGAGAAGAAAAAAAAAGUAUCAGUGCACUUCAAAAAACUGUAUUCUUGGAUAACAAGUUCGAGACGUGUGAAGCGGAAAACCCGGUGUUAAUAACACCAAAUAUCGAGAGCUGAGCUCGGGGCGAAGUUCUGCACAAGUGUUAUGUAAAAUUAGUGAAUUAGCGACAGCUCAUCUGGCUCGCAGCCUGGAUAGUGAAUGAUACUUUGAUGCUAUGAAUCUUGCGAUAAGUUCUGCAUUGCAUAUUAUAUUGUAUUAUUGUAUAUAUUAUGACUAUAUUCGAGUGUGAUGCUGUGUUAUGAAUUGCUACCACACACUGCAGCAGCUUGGAAAAAGUUAAACAAUGAAUUUAAUGCUCUUUUGUUUUGGUUUUUUUGUACGUAUUUCCUUUGAAGUAUAUGUUUGUACUGAGCAUUUUGCAUACUUUAUCAUCCGUCACAUUAGUGCCUUUAUAUGUAUUGUCCGUGUGUCAUUUUCCCACUAGUUACUGAACUACUGAUGUUGUUUGUUUAAAGGUUGUGUGACCAUUCAGCUAUUGUAUUAUACUGUUCAAUAUCGGGCCUGUUCAUGAGGCUUUAUGUGUUUUGUGACUGUAUUUGCUCAACAUUAUCUUAAGCCGACUUGUACCUCAGCUGGUAUGUCAAGAGGUAGAGUUUCUUUUUGCAAUAAAUACAAUAUUAAAUAUAAUAA
Molecule: messenger RNA, 2482 nt
Organism: Seriola dumerili (greater amberjack)
Lineage: Eukaryota; Metazoa; Chordata; Actinopteri; Carangiformes; Carangidae
Gene: ednrba
Product: endothelin receptor type B-like
Exons: 8
Coding region: 352-1614 (420 amino acids)
Biological process (GO): vasoconstriction; G protein-coupled receptor signaling pathway; enteric nervous system development
Cellular component (GO): membrane
Molecular function (GO): endothelin receptor activity
Source: RefSeq, a predicted model, not a curated record